This is a messenger RNA of Suricata suricatta (meerkat), 2593 nucleotides long. RefSeq names its product phosphatidylserine synthase 2 (gene PTDSS2). Lineage: Eukaryota; Metazoa; Chordata; Mammalia; Carnivora; Herpestidae. Gene Ontology annotation, molecular function: L-serine-phosphatidylethanolamine phosphatidyltransferase activity. The transcript is spliced from 12 exons. Bases 147 to 1646 code for a protein of 499 amino acids. Gene Ontology annotation, biological process: phosphatidylserine biosynthetic process. The record is from RefSeq and is a predicted model, not a curated record.
CGCCCCCAGCCCCUGCUCUUCCCAGACCCCGCCGUGGGAGCGCCGCGACCCCUUCCCGGCUCUCCUCGCGCCGUGCGCAGCGCGCCCUCGCGGUGACCCGCUGUGCGUGGGGUCAAGGCGCGGGGCGGAGCGGCUGGGCGGGCGCCAUGCGGAGGGGUGAGCGCAGAGGCGCCGGGGGACCGCGGCCGGGGUCCCCAGUGCCGUCUGGCAAGGCCUCGCUGGAGGAGCCGCCCGACGGCGCGCCUGCUGGCCGAGCAAGCGGGCAGGACGCGGGCCGACGCAGCACGGAGUCCGAGGUCUACGACGACGGCACCAACACCUUUUUCUGGCGGGCCCACACCCUCACUGUGCUCUUCAUCCUCACCUGCGUGCUGGGCUACGUGACGCUGCUGGAGGAGACGCCUCGCGACACGGCCUAUAACACCAAGAGAGGUAUUGUGGCCAGUAUUUUGGUUUUCUUAUGUUUUGGAGUCACACAAGCUAAAGACGGGCCAUUUUCCAGACCUCAUCCAGCGUACUGGAGGUUCUGGCUCUGCGUCAGCGUGGUCUACGAGCUGUUUCUCAUCUUCAUACUCUUCCAGCAGCGUGUGGCCCCACUGACCAGGGCACUGGCCUUGCAGACUGUCCAGGACGGCCGCCAGUUCCUGAAGUAUGUGGACCCCAGGCUGGGAGUCCCAUUGCCGGAGAGGGACUACGGGGGAAACUGCCUCAUCUACGAUGCAGACAACGCGAGUGACCCCUUCCACAACGUCUGGGACAAGCUGGAUGGCUUUGUGCCUGCGCACUUUCUUGGCUGGUACCUGAAGACCCUGAUGAUCCGCGACUGGUGGAUGUGCACGAUCGUGAGCGUGAUGUUCGAGUUCCUCGAGUACAGCCUGGAGCACCAGCUGCCCAACUUCAGCGAGUGCUGGUGGGACCACUGGAUCAUGGAUGUGCUCGUUUGCAAUGGGCUGGGCAUCUACUGCGGCAUGAAGACUCUUGAGUGGCUGUCUUUGAAGACAUACAAGUGGCAGGGUCUCUGGAACAUUCCAACCUACAAGGGCAAGAUGAAGAGGAUCGCCUUCCAGUUCACGCCGUACAGCUGGGUCCGCUUCGAGUGGAAGCCCGCCUCCAGCCUGCGCCGCUGGCUGGCCGUGUGCGGCAUCAUCCUGGUGUUUCUGUUGGCAGAAUUGAACACGUUCUACCUGAAGUUCGUGCUGUGGAUGCCCCCCGAGCACUACCUGGUCCUCCUGCGGCUGGUCUUCUUCGUGAAUGUGGGCGGUGUGGCCAUGCGGGAGAUCUACGACUUCAUGGAUGACCCGAAGCCCCACAAGAAGCUAGGCCAGCAGGCCUGGCUGGUGGCGGCCAUCACGGUCACAGAGCUGCUCAUCGUCGCGAAGUACGACCCGCAUACGCUCACGCUGUCCCUGCCCUUCUACAUCUCCCAGUGCUGGACGCUCGGCUCUGUGCUCGUGCUCACCUGGACCGUCUGGCGCUUCUUCUUGCGGGACAUCACCCUGAGGUACAAGGAGACCCGGCGGCAGAAGCAGCAGAGCAGGGGUGACCAGGGCAGAGCUAUGGGCGACACGGAUGGACACCUGCCUGGGCCGGAAGACCCCCCAGGGCCUGCAGAGCCCGAGAGGGAGGGGGUGCCAGCCCCAAACUGAUGCACCUCACAACUGCCCAGAGCCCAGGCCUGCUGGAACCUUCUGACAGGCCUCAGCCCUUGCAGUUUUAUUUUCCCUUUCUCCCAUGCACAUGGCUGGGCUCUGCAGGGUACAGGUGCCCUCUGACCCAGGCGCGUGCAUGUGUGCGUGCGUGUGUGUGUGUGUGGUGUGCACACGUGUGCUCCCGGGCCUGACCAGUGUGGCUGGGCUUGCUCUGGGCAGCCGGUGCCCUCCCCUGUUGCACCGUCAGCCUGCCGGCCUCUGGGCCGCAUGAGCCCUCAGCACCCAGACGGCCCCGGCCCAGCAGAGGCGUCACCGUGCCUUCCUCUGCCCCGUGGGCCCCCGGCCACUCAGAAGCCCCGACGGCACCUCACUGGAUCCCCAUCUGCUCCCUGACGGCACAUGUGAAGGACGGCCAUCCGACGGCCCCCCGAGAUGGCGGAGAAGGGGCAGGUCUAAGCAGGCAGCCCUGAGCCGUUUCCUGGGGAGGCUUCAUCUGACCCAGCAAACCUGGGGGUGUGAACGGGGCCGGAGGUCACUGGAUUGGCCCCUUGAGGAACAUGGAGUCGGAAACUCAAAGGCCUUGUGCCUGAGGUCGGGAGGAGGGGUAGAGGGUCCUCUUCAAGAGCAAACAGAACAAGUAAAGCAGUGGUACAGGUCCCUUAGCAGCUCCUGCCCCUGGGGAUCAUGUGCCCAACGCAGGUGUUGCCCAGGGGGUGGGGGGCAGGCAGGAGCUGCUCGGCCUGGGCAGAUGUGCAGAGGGCCGGCCCCCGGGAGCUGCUUCUGGGGGUCGUGACGGAGGCCGCCGCACGAAUCCAGUGGGGGAGCCCUAAGAGAAGCGCCGCGCUGUGACAUUGACAGUGGGCCUGGUGGGGACCCAACAAGAAGGACAAGCACUCCUGCCAAAAAAAGUGCUUUAAUAAAGCGUCUCAAACUCUCCUGCAGAA